Doryrhamphus excisus (bluestripe pipefish) is the source of this 8282-nucleotide messenger RNA. NCBI's taxonomy places the organism in Eukaryota, Metazoa, Chordata, Actinopteri, Syngnathiformes, Syngnathidae. The record is from RefSeq and is a predicted model, not a curated record.
UUAGCUAGCUGCGUAGCCCAAUGAUAGCAAAAGUAAUUUAUUACUCACACAAAAUAUAUUUUUAUGGAUAUCACGAUUACAGCCAUCCCUUUUAAUAAUACAGUUCUCCCAUUCUGUGUUGGAGUUGGUAAGUUUUUGGCUUCUUAAGUUUAGAAGAAAUUAAUUAGAGGCUAACGAGUUAGCAUGCUAGCUCGCUACCAUUUACAGCAUAAGUGUUGAAGAGUGUUGAGUAAUAGCAAUGUAAAUGUGACUAUAUGGGUGAUAUUUCAUGUUUAAAGGGCUCUAAUGACGUUAAGAACUACAUCUAGAAAGCCAUACACAUGUUUUCUAAGAUUUAACUAUGAAAAUAUUCAAUUUAUUAACAUCGAAUCGUCGAUAAAAUAGCCGUUCUAAGCGAGGGACAGUAGGGAAGCUAACCCCCCGCCAAAAGCGAGGGCCACUACAUAAAAUGCACCACUUUUCUUGGCACGCAUCGACAAGUGAUCGACCCUGGGAUCAGAUUGGAAAGCGAUCCAUCGCCGCAUGGUGACGUCACGCCGCUGCUCAGUAACAGUGGCUGGGCGGGUUGGUGGGCGGGCGGCAGAUUUCCGCGCGGACACCACCGGAGGUUGAAGUGCAUCCACUGGAAAGACCACCGGAUUACCCCCCACACACGCACGCCGCGUACACGCGCACAAGAGCGCGCACGGCGUCGGACAUGUAGCGGAGAUCUCGCGGAGGAGGCGGAGGAGGAGACGAGAGGAGCAUGGAUGCCUAACAGGACGCAUCGAGCCAGCUGUGGCCUGCUUCCAACGGCAACAUCUGGCCGGUGACAGCCGCUCGCCACAGAAGACAGCUCGGCGUCGGGUGAGUCGGCGUGACCUCGUCCUUGGUUUUACCGGAGGCUCAAACACACCAGGAUCCAUCUGAACUCCAGCAUCCAGGUGUCAGAGAUGGAGGAAGGGGAUGCAGAAGGAGAGGGGCCGAGUGGCUGCACCAGAAGCAGCAGCAGCAGCACCACCACCACCACCACCACCAACCUACUGGCUUCUGUCAAAGAGCAGGAGCUGCAGUUUGAGCGGCUGACACGAGAGCUGGAAGAAGAGCGUCAGAUUGUGGCGAGCCAGCUGGAGAGGUGCAUGCUGGGAGCCGAGUCGCCACCUGCAGAAAGCAGCAGCUCAUCUGAGAAGUCGUUUGCUUGGAUGUCUGCGGAAGGAGACGCCCAGGGCGGGGCCAUAUCCGGACGUCAAGGUCGUCACGUCGUUGCAGAGGAGGCACAGUACCCGCCUGAAGUGGACCGUGCGUCUCUGCAUGACAGUGAGGGCUCGGGGGGGCACUCAGCUCACAUGACGUCCUAUUCGGACAGCGGCUAUCAAGACAGCAGUGUCAGUUACUACAGCAACCAGAAUGUCGUGCGUUCUGAGCCCCGUGCGUCCAUUUCUAGAAGCCCCAGAGCCGAGGGUCAAGCAUCUGGGCAGCCAUCCGGCAGGGUUCUCCGUCGGAUGACAUCCCUCCCGUCCAGGAGCCAGUCUCCUGGUUGCGCCACAGCCGGCACCGUCUCCCCGUCUCGCAUAUCCCUGCGAACAUCCCAGGGCAGCACCUACGACUCACCGAUUCUCUCCGAACCCAAACCGCUGGCCGCGAUUUUCCCCGGAACCACAAUGCCACCCUCCUGCCCGUCACCCUCGUCGCCAAGUGAUUGUACACAAGCAUUGGGUGGUGUCGGAGCGGGCGGCGGCGCCCGUUUGGGAUCCACUCUGUCCCUAAUAGAGGGGAGGGGUUUGCAAGGGUCGCCCCUGCGUUCCGGGAUGACUGCGGUGCCCCAGCAUUACGGAUCUACACUGCCCAGACAGAGCCAGUCGCUGGCGUACGGCACGGACCCGUACGGCCUGUACCAGAGGAGUGGCCUGCCCCGCCCUGACAGCCUCAUAGGCCUUCACAGCUCCUACGCUACUCAGUCAGGACAGAUUGACCCCGAGCUGAGAGCCACGUUGUCUCCAGAUUGUCACAUGACGCCAGUUUUUGAUGACCACGCCUUCCACAGCCCGCUGUUCCACAGCCCCUCUCACGAACUGCAGGGGUCGCUCUACGGGACUGGCACAGGUGUGGCGACCCUGCCUCGCACCACGAGCCACUGCAGCACGCUGCCGUGCCAAAGGAGCAGCUACGGGUUGAACAACGCCACCGUGUACGUCGACUCCUUCAGGGUACCCGCAGAUCCCGUUUACUCUCACCGCCAUUCUGAUCUGGUGGAGCGGAUGGUCACGCGCACGCCAUCCAUGGAGAGCAUCCACAAAGACCCCAGAGAGUUUGCGUGGCGAGACCCGGAGCUACCAGAGGUCAUCCACAUGCUGCAGCACCACUUCCCCUCAGUGCAGUGCAAUGCCGCCGCUUAUCUGCAGCACCUCUGCUUUGGAGACAACAGGAUCAAAGUGGAGGUGUGCCACCUUGGAGGUAUUCAGCAUCUGGUGGACUUGCUGGACAACAAGGCGGCCGAGGUGCAGAAGAGCGCCUGCGGGGCCUUGAGGAACCUCGUGUAUGGAAAAGCCACAGACAACAACAAAGUGGCGCUGAGGAACUGUGGCGGCGUCCCUGCGCUGUUGCGCCUCCUCAGGAAGACCACAGACAAUGAAGUUCGGGAGUUGGUGACUGGUGUCCUGUGGAACCUCUCCUCCUGCGACGCGGUGAAAAUGACCAUCAUUCGCGACGCCAUGACCACGCUGACCAACACGGUUGUCAUCCCCCACUCGGGCUGGAGCAGCGUCUCGCACCGUGACGAGCACAAGAUCAAGUUUCAGUCCUCCAUGCUGCUGCGAAACACCACCGGCUGUCUAAGGAACCUGAGCUCCGCGGGGGAGGAGGCGAGGAGUCAGCUUCGCUGCUGUGAGGGUCUUGUCGACUCCCUGCUUCACAUCCUGAAAGCUUGCGUGAACACCUCCGACUACGACAGCAAGAUUGUGGAGAACAGCGUGUGCGCUCUGAGGAACCUUUCCUACCGCCUGGAAGUGGAGAUGCCUUCCUCUCGUCUCCUCGGCAACCAGGAGCUGGACACCCUCCUGGGUUUCUCCUCCCCGGCCAAGGAGCUGGACUACAUCUGCUGGGGCAAGAGGAGGCGCGGGAGGAAGAGGAGCAGCUGGCCAGACGAGAAAGUAAACAAAGUUUCAUCUUUUGGAGGGAAGGCAAGCAGUGUCCGGUUGUAUGUGUCGUUGCAGUGGGACGGCAUGGGCCCCAUUCCUGGCUUCUCCCAGCCCCCGAGGGGUGCCGAGCUGCUGUGGCACCCCAUGGUGGUGAAGCCAUACCUCAACCUGCUAGCCGAGAGCUCCAACUCGGCCACGCUGGAGGGGGCUGCCGGGUCGCUGCAAAACCUGUCUGCCGGAAACUGGAAGUUCUCGGCCUACAUCCGAGCAGCGGUACGCAAAGAGAAAGGUUUGCCCAUCCUGGUGGAGCUGCUGAGGAUGGACAACGACCGCGUCGUCUGCUCCGUCGCCACCGCUCUCCGCAACAUGGCCCUCGAUGGCCGUAACAAGGAGCUUAUAGGAAAGUACGCCAUGCGGGAUCUAAUCAAUCGACUGCCUGGUGGGAAUCCAUCGGUGCUGUCGGAUGACACAGUGGCGUCCGUCUGCUGCACGCUGCACGAAGUCGCCAGUCGCAACAUGGAGAACGCCAAAGCUCUGGCCGACAGCGGCGGCAUCGACAAGCUAGUGGAUAUCAGCAAAGGACGGGGCAGAGGGUACUCCAUGAAGGUUAUGAAAGCAGCGGCUCAGGUGUUGAACACGUUGUGGCAGUACAGAGAGCUGAGGACGCUCUACAAGCAGGACGGGUGGAACUACACCCACUUUGUGACCCCGGUGUCCACCUUGGAGCGAGAACACUACCGUUCCCAGCCGACACUCCCCACCAGUCCCAUCCACAUGCCCCCCGUCAUCCAAUCCGGUGGGAGUGCUACGUCCUCACCAGCCAUGCUCGGGAUCAGGAGGCACAGCUCAAACUACCCGAGAGCGCAGUCGUCUAUGCAACUGGACACGUACUAUGGAGAUGACAGUUUACACAAACGUCAGUACACAGGGUCAGACAACACUACCCCAUAUUUCAUCGACACGUACUGCUCACAGUCUGGAGACAAGCUGAGGAGGUCCCAGCCCGAGCCGUUCUACGACGAACCCGACAGGAAGAACUACAACAGACUAUACCUGUCGUCCCCGCACGGUUACGCCGUGGAGCACUACGACGGCGACCCCGUCCACCUGACCCCGUCCUCCCCCGACGGCUACGUGGGCCAGGCGCUCCAGUUCAAAGCCAACACCAACUACGUGGACUUCUACUCCACCACGCGGAGGCCUUCAAACAGGGCCAACAAGUUCACCGGCUCUCCUGACUCCUGGGUGUAGAAACAUAGAACCUCAAUGUUUGUUGCGUCAGUGUUCGUGUGUUCGGGUGAAAGGGUCACGAGCGCCGUCGGGGUCGAUUUCAUCAUCAGGUGCCAAAGACAGGAGGUGCUUUUAAUAAGCCCAGCCCUGACUUAUCGUGUUUGUCCAAGAUUCUACCCACUAACGUCUCGCACAGAAUCAUGAUAAGGGACUUGAGCAGUGCCAUGUGACACUCGACGCCACUAACUUGGAGAAAAGUACCACAAAAAAUACACGCAACAAAAAUAUCAAUGGAUUUUACUCCCAAUUUUUUUGUGAGCUGAACUUCAAAGAUGGGAAACAUUUUCUGCAUGGUGGUCGAGUGGUUAGCGCGGACGCCUCACAGCAAGGAGAACUGAGUUCAAUCCCACCCUCGGUCAUCUCUGUGUGGAGUUUGCAUGUUCUCCGGUUUCCUCCCACAUUCCAAAAACAUGCAAGACUCCAAAAUUGUCCACUUAUUGACUUAUGGUGGCUGCACAGUGGUUGAGUGGUUAUCGUGCAGGUCACACAGCUAUGAAACCCAAGUUCGAUUCCUCUAUUGGUCAUCUCUGUAUGGAGUUUGCAUGUUCUUUGUGGGUUUUCUCCAGGUACUCCGGUUUCCUCCCACAUUCCAAAAACAUGCAAGACUCCAAAAUUGUCCACUUAUUGACUUAUGGUGGCUGCACGGUGGUGAAGUGGUUAGUGUGCAGGCCACACAGCUAUGAGACCCAAGUUCGAUUCCACUCUUGGUUAUCUCUAUGUGGAAAGUUUGCAUGUUCUUUGUGGGUUUUCUCCGGGUACUCCGGUUUCCUCCCACAUUCCAAAAACAUGCAAGACUCCAAAAUUGUCCACUUAUUGACUUAUGGUGGCUGCACGGUGUAAAAGUGGUUAGUGUGCAGGCCACACAGCUAUGAGACCCAAGUUCGAUUCCUCUCUUGGUCAUCUCUGUGUGGAGUUUGCAUGUUCUUUGUGGGUUUUCUCCGGGUACUCCGGUUUCCUCCCACAUUCCAAAAACAUGCUAGGUUAAUUAGCGACUCCAAAUUGUCCAUAGGUAUGAAUGUGAGUGUGAAUGGUUGUUUGUCUAUAUGUGCCCUGUGAUUGGAUGGCCACCAGUCCAGGGUGGACCCCGCCUCUCGCCUGAAGACAGCUGGGAUAGGCUCCAGCACCCCCGCAACCCUCGUGAGGAUAAGCAGUAGAAAAUGAAUGAAUGAGUACACAACAGGUCUAUGUCGUGGAGGUUGGCCACAAUAAAAGGCCACCCCAAAAACAAUGUUUUUUGCAGCUUGGGGCCGUGCAUUAUCAUGGUGGACGACGGGCCUUGGAGAUUUGUCACGGUAAAUUAAGUCAUGUGGUCCAUGGUGGGGGGGUUAGCUAGCAUGAUACGGAACAUAGGCAGAUUUGUGACCAAGAUACGCCUUUUGUGUACUUAGAAAAUGUCUUUGAAGUUCAUCUUAUGAAAUAUGGAAGCAAAAACCAUAAUGUUGUGUUUAAAUGUCAUCUGAUCACAGAUGAGCGUCUCCACUCUGGGAAGUUUUGAAGGAAAACUCCUGGCAUUUAUGUCUGUUGACCAAAAGUGCAGUAUAUAAUAUAAUAUAUACAGUAUAUAAAGUGGUGUGAAAAGGUGUUUGCCCACUUCCUGAUUUUUUUUUUGCAUAUUUGUCACACUUAAAUAUAUCACUGAAUUUCAAUAUUAGUCAAUGACAACACAACUAAACACAAAAUGGAGUUUUUGAGGGGAAAACAAUUGGCCAUGGUGUGAAAAAGUGAUUGUAACAUUACAUAACUGUGGUUUAUCACGCCAGUGUUCAAAUGGAAAAGGUUAUAAAGCCAUUUCUAAAGCAUUGGGACUCCAGCAAACCACAGGGAGAGCCAUUAUCCACAAAUAAUGAAAACAUGGAACAGUGGUGAACCUUCUCAGCAAUGGCCGGCCAAGCAAAACGACCCCAAGAGCGAAGCGAUGACUCAUCCAAGAGGUCACAAAAGACCCCACAACAACAUUCAGGUUAAGGCUGAUCUCAGUUUUGCCAGAAAAGAUCUUGAUGAUCCUUAAGACUUUUGGUCUGACGAGACAUGUGUGUCCCUUAUAUCUGGCAGAAUAACACAUUUCUGGAAAAAGAACAUCAUAACAGUAAAAUAUGGCGGUGGUAGUGUGAUGGUCUGGGGCUGUUUUGCUUUUGUUUUUAAUAACAUUUCUGAAAAAGAACAUAACAGUAAAAUAUGGCGGUGGUAGUCUGAUGGUCUGGGGCUGUUUUGCUUUUGUUUUUAACAACAUUUCUAAAAAAAAACCCAUAACAGUAAAAUAUGGCGGUGGUAGUGUGAUGGUCUGGGGCUGUUUUGCUGUUUUGCUUUUGUUUUUAACAACAUUUCUGAAAAAGAACAUAACAGUAAAGUAUGGCUGUGGUAGUGUGAUGGUCUGGGGCUGUUUUGCUUUUGUUUUUAACAACAUUUCUGAAAAAGAACAUAACAGUAAAAUAUGGCGGUUGUAGUCUGAUGGUCUGGGGCUGUUUUGCUUUUGUAUUCAACAACAUUUCUGAAAAAGAACAUCAUAACAGUAAAAUAUGGUGGUGGUAGUCUGAUGGUCUGGGGCUGUUUUGCUUUUGUUUUUAACAACAUUUCUCAAAAAAACAACAGUAAAAUAUGGCGGUGGUAGUCUGAUGGUCUGGGGCUGUUUUACUUUUAACAACAUUUCUGAAAAAGAACAUAACAGUAAAAUAUGGCAGUGGUAGUGUGAUGGUCUGGGGCUGUUUUGAUUUUGUUUUUAACAUCAUUUCUGAAAAAAACAUAACAGUAAAAUAUGGCGGUGGUAGUGUGAUGGUCUGGGGCUGUUUUUUAACAACAUUUCUAAAAAAAACCAUAACAGUAAAAUAUGGCGGUGGUAGUGUGAUGGUCUGGGGCUGUUUUGCUGUGUUGCUGUUUUGCUUUUGUUUUUAACAACAUUUCUGAAAAAGAACAUAAACAGUUAAAUAUGGCGGUAGUAGUCUGAUGGUUUGGGGCUGUUUUGCUGUUUUGCUUUUGUUUUUAACAACAUUUCUGAAAAAGAACAUCAUAACAGUAAAAUAUGGUGGUGGUAGUCUGAUGGUCUGGGGCUGUUUUGCUUUUGUUUUUAACAACAUUUCUGAAAAAGAACAUAACAGUAAAAUAUGGCGGUGGUAGUGUGAUGGUCUGCGGCUGUUUUGCUGUUUUGCUUUUGUUUUUAACAACAUUUCUGAAAAAGAACAUAACAGUAAAAUAUGGCGGUGGUAGUCUGAUGAUUAAUGAUUGAUUUGUGAGAAAGAUGCAAAAAAAAAAAGAAAUCAGAACGGGGGCAAACACUUUUUCACACCGCAGUGUGUGCAUAUAUAUAUAUAUAUAUACAUAUAUACAUAUGUAUAUAUAUAUGUAUCAUAAAGUAUGUGAAACAUAUUUGUACAGCUGUACAACGUUGAAACUGUCCUGUCGCACUCUCGUAUUCCACCUGUAAAACUUUUUAUGUGACAGUGUGAGGAAGAUUUUUCUAUGAUUUGUUAUUUUUAAUUCAUGUAUCUGUGAGCUAACCGGGAUAGCCAAGCUGUCUGUUCGUCUAAUACUGCUGCUGCUGAUGACGAUAAUGUGCUAUGUUACACAUGGAAAUAGGACUAUACAAGAUGAUGUGAUCCAGUAUGAUCAAUAAACAGGAUGUUGUGAUUCAUUUCAUUUAAUUGGAAGGCUUACUAGCCAAAAAAGCUAUUUUUUUUUUAAAUACAAAUUUAAGGCAAUUACAAGAUUCGGUCAAAGGCAUGUAAUAUCAAGUGAAGUCAGCCAUGAUGGCCGACAGAAAAAGUGAAAAAAGUUUUGCUUUUGUUUUUAACAUCAUUUCUGAAAAAUAACAUAACAGUAAAAUAUGGUGGUGGUAGUCUAAUGGUCUGAGGCUGUUUUGCUUUUUUUUAACAACAUUUCUGA